Messenger RNA from Contarinia nasturtii (swede midge), 651 nucleotides. RefSeq names its product barrier-to-autointegration factor (gene baf). Lineage: Eukaryota; Metazoa; Arthropoda; Insecta; Diptera; Cecidomyiidae. The coding region runs from base 204 to 476 and encodes 90 amino acids. The transcript has 2 exons. The record is from RefSeq and is a predicted model, not a curated record. Gene Ontology annotation, molecular function: DNA binding.
ACUCAUCGUUUAUACGGUGUGAGUCAAAAAGGCCAUUUCGAGCGACGUACAUUUCAAUGUUAACAGCGACAGCAACAAGCUAAACACAUUUUAACGGAUUUUUCCAUAAACAAUUUUGUGAACAAGACCCGAAAAAUAAGAGCGGAAACGACGUCAGAUACAUAUUGAGUAUAUUGUAAAGCGAUAAAAACAAAACCAUCAUCAUGUCGAGCACAUCACAAAAGCAUCGUAAUUUCGUGGCCGAACCGAUGGGAGAGAAGCCCGUCACCGAUUUAGCGGGAGUUGGCGAAACGCUUGGCAAACGUUUGACCGAUGCUGGUUUUGACAAGGCCUACACUGUCUUAGGUCAAUAUUUAAUUUUGAAAAAAGACUCGGAAUUGUUCAAGGAUUGGAUGAAAGAUACGUGCAAUGCAAAUGCAAAACAAGCCACCGAUUGUUACCAAUGUCUCAGCGAUUGGUGCGAAGAGUUCCUUUGAACUCAACUUUUUUUAUUUAAACAAAAAAAAAAAUUCUUUUUUUUUUUAAACUAAACUAUACUCUUUUAUUUUAACAUUGAAUUGAGGAACGACAUGAUCAAAUGUAAUGUUUGUAGGAACAACGUGUGAAAUCAUCGAAAUAAAUCUAUAUUAUUGAAUUGAGUCAGAGAAUGAA